GACGUCGCGUACUUGGCCAAACACUGCUUGCACUCGGACACCGUCAUCACUUUGGCUUCUGUCAAUGCCCCAGCGGUUCCGCCCGGCAUCUGGCAGCCACCAGAUUUCGCGCCCGAGGCCCCUGCGAUGCAGUUGGAUACGCUGCUCACGGCACUCGGCGUCGUCGCGCCCGCUGUCGAAGCGGUUGUGCCCAAGGGGAUGAACAAGCACGCAGGCUCUCCAGAAGCUGCUGGCAGCUUGUCUGGUGGAGCGGAGGUGGGCAUGCGCCCUGCCGCAGCAGCCCCCACCUCGCCCGACAUGCCGCAGCCGCCGCCGACAAUUUCGUCACGAUCUGGAGAGCGCCACAGGAUCUGCCAGCGAAGGAUCUCGGACAUUCUCUCGCAGUACGACCCCGACUCUUUGUUCAGGAUCGACUCCUGGUUGACCAAGUACAAGGGCUCGGAGGACAUACUCUAUGUCAAGGUGUGCAAGAAGUACGGU
Prorocentrum cordatum is the source of this 480-nucleotide messenger RNA. The record is from the annotation of a GenBank genome assembly. NCBI's taxonomy places the organism in Eukaryota, Dinophyceae, Prorocentrales, Prorocentraceae.